Xyrichtys novacula (pearly razorfish) is the source of this 20983-nucleotide messenger RNA. Lineage: Eukaryota; Metazoa; Chordata; Actinopteri; Labriformes; Labridae. The record is from the annotation of a GenBank genome assembly.
ACUUUGCUGCAGAUGGAAACCAGCAGGUGGAUUAUCGCAGAAUUGUGGGAGAAACUCAGCCAUCACGUCCUCAUGUUUUAUCCAGGGAAGGUGAGCUUUACGCCCGGCAAACUUCCCAUGGUCAUGGACACGAAACUGCAGCCCAGAGGUACAGCGCCACGCGUAUCCAGGCUGGUCUAGGCCCAGAGAGGUGAGUUUCUAGGGACACAUGAAGAGAAAUAGCCACUAAACGCUGCAGUUAGGUAGAAAUAGAUCAAUACAUGAUGAUUUAUUGGACAGCGACAUCUUUUUGUAACUACUUUCAAUUGCAAAUCACUCCUUCUCCUGGUUUAUUUGAUCAAAAGUUAGAGCUUUGCAGGAAAUUUUGCAUCAAGUCAACUUUUUUAGAAUAAUCAUGGGUGCAAAAACAUCACGUGGUAGAAGAACAAAACAAUUGCAACCCUCUGCCAAUAUCUAGUUUAAAAAUCUGUGUACUCUUACAUGCAAUGCUAUCAGAAGGCAGCACAUGUAAACUAGCAUCAUGCCGUGGGGUCAGUUUACACAUCCACGCUUCUGCAUUUAGAUCAGCUUGCAAAUACCCUUCAGUGUCAACCUCUCGCUUUGGCUGACACACUUCAUUUUGUUUGAAGGCUUUCUAGAUAAUGCUCUGGGCUUGUGUUUAGAUGCCAAAUCAACAAAAAGCGACUUAUCUGAAGUUGUCAGGUGCUAUUUUUAACACAGUCCCCUCUGCUCCCCUCCCUUUGUGCGCUUCGACAGUUUUGCGACUCAACAUGAAGGCAGGAGCGAACAGCACGCUGUAGGGAGGAUAAACAAGGCUGAAUCAAACGCUCAGAAUAGCUACAGUGCAAAAAGGAACCACUGACCCAUAUCUGCAAUGACCCACAUUUAAUUGGACACAAACAUAGAAGGGGAAACGGAUCCCCCUGAGUCACCUUGGCAGACAUAUCUAGAAAGCGAUAACUAAUUUAGAACAAGUGAGGACUUAAAGUUUAUUGGGUUAGAGGGUGGUUUUUAAUCUAAUGUUGCAUCUGAAAUGCUUUUAGAGCUUGUCUGCAUGAAAUAAACAUUAUGUAACACUUACUGCUCUGGGACCAGAAAUAAACUUAAAUAAACAGACUCUUAUCUCUAGCAUGCAAGGAGGCAAUGUCAAAGUUAAAGGUGUCAACAACAUAAAUAAUAUCUGUAAUCGCAUGUCUGAAUCCUAAUCCUGCACUUAUUGUUCAUUUUCUAUGACACUCUCGUAAAUAGCUCCAUCACAAAACAGGUGUGAGUGAUUCAUUUUUAUAGUUUAUGAAUGUCUUUGUUAAACUGCAAUUAGGUAAGUCUGAAAGCACAAGAUGCAGGACUUUUAAUCCAAGUAAAAUAGAUGUUUAGGUAGUCAAAGUCGCGUAUAAUCUGUUUUUUCAGUACCAAGAGUAAAAUCUUAAUCCAUUCUGCAACAUUUUAUUCUUAUCUCCUGCUUUGUGAGUCAGUGAAAGAGGCGAUAAAAGACAAUGGCAGUCACAGUUUCAGUGGUCAGAAAGCAGCACUGAUUUACUGUCCGCAACGCACGCCAACUCUCAUCCCCGUCGGCAUCUUUCGAUGAUGAAAGCAGCACAGAGACACUGUGUCAACUAACAUGACUGUGCAUGAGUGUGCACAACUUCCCAGGAAAAGACGGUGUGCCUCUGUACUUGUGGUUUUAUGUUGCUUAUCUGGGGCCAGAAAAGUAAAAUGUUUGUGUGAAACUUAUCUCCUGUAAGCACAAGAGGGAGUGCCUGGGGCUUUUUUGUUAUUUUUUAGAGUCAUUUUAAGAGACUGCAGCUAAAUAAGAACAACAUUAUUUCACAAUUAGUUAUGAAAAGGGCCAAAAAAUACAUGCUCUAAUUGCAGCCUUUGUGAUUCCAUUCUGUGACCCAAUGUUUUCUUAGUAAAGCCAAUGAUAGAACCGCUUCAUUCCUCAGGUAACAGUCACUAGUAGUAUUGUGAAAAUCAUGCUACUGAUGCACUAUUUGUGAGGCUGUUUAUUGCUGUACUCACUAUUCCAUUACCUCAUAUAGUCACAAAAUAAGAGGGCAAGUUUAGGUCAUACAGAGGCAUUAGAAUAAAUAUUAGAGAUAUAAGAUUACAUAGAAGAAGUUGCCUCUUCCACAGCCUGUGACAUGCUGCCUCUCUGCACACUUCUCUGAACAGAUCAUGUGAACAGAACAUGGUUGCCCUUUCCUCUUCAUUACACUUAAUCCAGUUUAGAUGAGUGGCAUGUGACCAAAAUUCAAAGAGUGCUGCUUAAAUUUAACAGGAUGUUUCUCCACGUAAAGACAACUAUAAGGCAUAAAAGAUCUGAUUUAGAUGACACUCAGUUUACCCAUCAGCUGCUUUCAAUAAUACCUGCAGGAGAGCGGCAAAUACUAGAUGGUUAUAUGUAUUAAUACGCUGCCAAAUACAGUGGUAAAGGAAGAACUUAGCUUGAAUAGGGGGAAAUUUCCACAUUUGUAGUGUUAUUUUUACUCGUGUGAAGUUGUUUCUAGAGUGAAGGUAUCAAAGUGUAUGACUCCUAUACGUUUUAUGGAAGUCAAUUAUGUGUACUGGUGCAAACAGUACAGUGUUUCCCCUUGCAAAUAUAGAGGAAGGAUAUAGACACACUGUGUUCAGUAUCUCAAAACUUCAAAACUGUAUCUAAGCACAGUUCACUGUAAGUAAAUGUAUGUCUUUCCCUGCUGCCCAAGCUAAAAAUAUUCAAAUGAGAGUAUGGAAAAACUAUAACAGCAAACCCAUAUGAUGCCAAAUAUAGCACCUAGGCAUUAACUGGCAGCUAUUAUAAACCGGUCUGCCUGCAUUUCAGAGAUGAUACUUUCACGGACGAGUAGAAACAAUACUUAAGUAUUCUAACCCAGUAAAAGAAUUAUUACUUAAAUAACAUUUUAAUUGAAGCUACUGUGAGGACUUCCUGUUUGUGUUGGACAAAGUGGUAACACUUUCAUUGUUACUGAUUUGGUCUCAUCUCUGUGAAAAUUAGAUUACAUUAGAUGAGACAGAACUUUAUUGUUCCUUUUGGGAAGGUUCCCUCAAGGAAAUUAAAAUUACGACAUAUUACUUGAGUGAUUUAUAGACUGGUACUCUAUUUUAAGCCACUUACUUUUGAAGUUGGAGGUAGGGAAAGCAAGACAACCCUGGAAGUUGUAAAAAAAAAAAAAGUGUUUUUACAUAAUAAACUGAACAGCUUUCAUGCAUCCUUGGCGUCAUUUUACUUCAUAGAUGGUCCCUGCACAUUCACACCAUUGCCAGGCUGUGCAUGGGGAUUUGUCAGCUAGCAUCUACACUAAAAUCAUCUAUUCAAUCUGUUUGCAACAGACUGCAUUAUAAUCUGCAACACUUUUUUGUCCUUAAAAUGCAUACCUUGGAAAACAUCUUCUUUUUGAGUUUUAAGGUAAAUAAAAAGUAUCCUAAAAGCUCAACUCAAUUACAAAAACAUGAGUAAAUGUAGACUAAUUAGUUACCUUCCACCCCUGCUCACACAUGAAUGACUCUUGUUGCAGACUAACACAGUGUUCUUCCAGGGAUCCUAAAUUUACCCGCAGCAAAUAGAGAGGGUUAAACCCGCCUCCAAGAGGAGAGGGGAUGUGACGCUGCUGGUACAUAACACCAAUGCACACUGUCCGCUGCGACAGGCAAUCACUUCUGAAUCACUUUGGUGCUGAUCUGUACUUUUACAUCUUGGAGCCACCCGUGUUUUCAUCCACUUUCUUCUUCAAGGUAAAUGUACCACCAUGUAGUUCACCACCUCUCCUUUUUACCCCGAUGUGUGUGGACGCACAGCUGGAAAGUUGCUUCCCUUUGGCCAACGUGGGCAUCAGUUCCAUACGGUAGUUCGCUAACGUUACUCGGUACAAGGAAAAGGUUGGAUUUUAAAGACUCUCAAAAGCUACGUACUAGACUUGUUACAUAUUGAAAGAGGGGAAUAAUCGCUUUUAAGUCUCUUGAAGGUUUCUCAGCGGCUAAACUAAAACAGUCGAGACGCUAAUGCUAAUUGCUAACAUGCUCCCACAUGGAAGUGCAACGUUUACGUACAGUGGACGCAGCGCGUGACAUUUCUUCAAAAAGUUCAGUUAAUUCAAAAUUUAAAUGUUAACGGAAACACAAUUGUUUUAAUUGCAGCGUUUAAAACUCUGUGUUUGUGUUCAACAGCUUACAUUUGACGAUUUGAUGAAAGAAACAUGAUAAAUUAAGUUGUCAAUAAAUAUAUACUUUCAAAUGCCAUGUAAUUAACGUUUUAAAGUAAACCUGUAGACGUACCUAACAAGGUAUAAAUAUGGUUGAAUAUAGACCGAUACAUGCUCACGGAAACUCCAGCCAUGUGUCAAACAUUGACACGUUUGCAGGAGCUCGUUGUUAUUUCGCGUGUUAAUAAAUCAUCCGAGGUCACAUGACUUCAGCAGGUUGUCCAAAUAUUUUUUUUUCAAACCCAACGUUUUUCCAUCUUAAGUUGUGGGAAAACGACUACCUUACAUUAAUUUACGGGCUUUUACGCAUAAUUUUUAAAAUAAAUAAUCGCUAAAUUAAGCACUUAAUGUUGUUUUGUGGAGCUAAGUUAUAAAUGUUUAAGUUAAACGUUCAACUUACGAAACAAGUCGACGUCUUUUUAAGGAAUAACGUCACCUUAGUUAGCCCGUCGUUGUCCUUAAAACGUUUGAUAUACUAUCAAACUGCAUGCACUCACAUGCUGUUGGCAUGGCGCCCGACCUGCGCAUUAAACCUGAACCAAACCACAUUCAUUGUUUAGAUUAAUUAGUCUUGAUGUUGCUCUCAGUGGGGACAUACUGCAGAAAAGGAGAUUAUCACACAUUGUUGUCCAAUAAAAUUAACAAAUCUACAAUUCGGCGUAUAUUUAAACCUCAAAAUUUGACCCGUUGCGAUAACUUAAAACUGUUGAAUCAUCUGUUAUUGCAAUCCAGUACUGUAGAUAGCAUUAGUGCGUCUGUUGACUUUGACUCGAAAAUAGCCGACUCUAAUUGAGCGGUUUCUGCCUGAACACUGCAUACUAGCUAAAGUCUCUGUCUCCCAGUCACUGUCCUGUUAAACCAGGAGGUCUUGUGAGGAGAGAGAUGUGUGACGUUAACAUGGAUACCAGCUCGGAUAAUGUUACUCGGAUUUGCAGCAGGAAGGAUGCCGCGUUGCAGCAUGAGCGCUUGAACAACACGGACAGGUCUGACAUGAAAAUAACAUUUUGUGAACUAUGAACGUGCAGAGCAGGCGGCUAAUGUUUGUUAGCCGCUGAUAAUAAAAUGUAGGUCAUGAGGCCAGGUGCGACCUAGACUGUGCUUCUGUAGCCGAGCGAGUGGAACAUUGUGAGGAGGACACCCUGCUCUUCAUUUGCUGUCGUUUUUAUUAAUAUCUUUUUAACAGUACGGGUGUUCCCUUGUCACAAAUAACUAAAAUAGUGUCGCAUUAGCUCAUCAGCAGUGGUUCAGUUAUAUGUUAGUGGGUCACCCGGACAUAUUUUGUAUCACAGGCGGUCAUGUAAGGAUUUGUGCUUUUGUACGUUUGCCUCUAUGCACUAAAUCAACGUUUCGACAAUAUUAAUAUCAUUUCUUAGAUGAAAGUAGACUAUCUUCAUCCCAUGCGAAAAACUAGAGAAUUAUUUUUACGGUGACGUAUUUCUGUUUUUAAGUCUUCCAGUGGAUAAUGGUCGUUUCAUCCAGCCUUACUUUGCUGAAUUUGACAUAUAAAUAAAGACUAAUAGUAGAAGUGUACAGCCUUGUCCCAAAUUCGUUAUUUUUUAUGAUAAUGCCUGGUUAUCACAUCAAAAGGAAGCGGUUGCGUUUUGCACCUGCCACGCAUGCGCACUGACUGGAGUCUGGCCCGAAAAUGUUGAUGUUGCUAUGGUAAUGUCUUCCUGUGAGAAGGUCACAAGCUCUGCCUGCAGAGUGGAUGUCUGGUGUUAUUGCAGAGCAUCCUUUCCCUGUCAUCAAUUAAUUAAACAUCUAUAUGAGUUUCAGCGUGUUCUGUUAUUUAUAUUUGCUUUUUAUUGUCAUUUGGCAGCAUGGCGGAUUACUUAAUCAGUGGCGGCACAGGCUACGUGCCUGAGGAUGGACUCUCAGCUCAGCAGCUUUUCUCAAUUGGAGACGGCCUUACCUACAAGUAAGUUUCUGUUGCAUACUAACCCUGUUUUUUUUUUUUUUUGGAUGAAAAUGUGACUAAAAAGUUAUACCAUUUGUUGAGAGUAAGGCUCCUGAAUUCAAAGCCUCAACUUUGCGCUUAAGUGGGUUAAAAUGUACGCAGUAGUUCAUUGUAAUGGCCCAAACGUUUUGAACCAGCAGAUCUGACCAACAGUGCGUUGUCUCCGAUGGUCAUACGGCUGAAGAGCUAUGCUCUAAAGGAGAUGGGUUGACUUACAAGUGAGUAAAACAGUCAUCUUUAAACCAUUUUGACACUCUCCUGUUCAGAAUCCUUUGUCUCUCCGAAUAGGAAAUUCACAAGGAGGAAGCAAAUGACUGUCCUUCUAAAGAAACUUCAUGCUAAUUGAACAAAUCCAUGCCUUAAUCUCAGUCUGAUAGUGCAUGGAUGCAGAUGUUAAUGGUACGCUUGUUUGAAUGCUUAAUCUGAUCUUGGUCAUGGGGAUCAAAUUUGCUUCCUGUGCUACAUAACUUCAUUAUUAUCUUCAUCUAACCUUCUAAGUGCACAAAUUGUACUGUAAGUGCAGCACACAUGACAGAACAGCUUGUGCUCUUACUCAUCACACUUUAAUGAAUUACUAAUCCAGCACUAAUUUUUCUUUUCUCACUCAACCUUAAUUUGCACUGCUUUGACUCUGCUGAUAAUUACGCAACUUUAGCGCUUGAACUCACCAUGCAUUUUGACUGAAUGAUCUUUUACACUAAUCCAUGUAUCACUGUUUUUUUUUCCUUCUUUUUAAUCACCACAAAAGUCUAAGCAAUUGUAGUGGGUGUUGUAAGCAUAAAACCACAAUACUUUCUCUUGUUAAACUCUCCUCCUAAUCCAACUCUUAUACAGUUUAUUUGUCACAAAUCCUAACAACCACUACAAUAAAUGCUUAUGAUGCCACAAUGUUGCAAAACCAAGCUCAGUUUGGAGUCCUAAUCAACAUUAAAUGCAAAAAUGUCUCGCUCUAACCCCCUCUACUCCACUGAAGAUAAUUGAAUUGAAGACGUAAUGGUGCUCGAGUGUGUACAUAUGCGGUUGGACAACCUUUCCACGGUGUAAUGAAGUGCAUCACGGUCAAAGGACAGUUUGCACACAUGACGGCCUGAAUUGACAUCAUGUGGAUAUCAGGUGGAAUUGGGGUGAAUGAGGUUGUCAGGGCAUGACAGUGUCUGCAAUAUCGAUCAUUUAACGCCAUCUAUUGUGUCUCUACCCCUUCCAAACCAAAUUCAAUCACUACAGAAUGUAGUUCGUAGGUUUUGCUGCCGGUUUCUGAGGACACUGUGUAAAGUAUUUGAAAUGGCUUAGAAAGGGAAGCUGCUAUUAAACUACUAUUUAUUGUUUUGAUGUAUGUAGACCUGGGCCACCCUAAGAUGAUUGUGAAAGUUGAGACGCUUUGAAGCACCUCCUUAAAUGAUCCGUGUAAUUUAAAGAAACAGUUUCACAAGUUUCACAAGCCUUAAGGGCAACUUUCCCGGAAAACAUGAAAUGACACCUUUUUGAUUUAUAACCAAAGUUAAAUACAUAUGAAGACCUUGGGCUGCUUUAAGAGCAUAUAUUUCUGAUACUUGCCUUGUUAUUCUAGGAGUAACAUGUACACAACACAAAGUACCACACCCUCAAAGAUUUGAAGCUGGUACACGUGGAAGGACAGAUAUCUGUUUGAGCUCACGAGCACCAGCUGUGAACCUGAAGCACUCCCACUCGGCGUAUUGCAUUUGUCUACAUUUUACAGUCAAAUCUUAAACCAUAAUAAUACACCAACAAGCAAGUGUUUUCGUUACAAGUCAAAGCACGAGUCAGUAGAUCCAGUCUGUGUGCUGCAGUUGAGGUUUGUGGCUGCUGCUAAUUGCCAGCAGAUGUCUGCUUGGUUUUCUGAUUAUGUUUUUAUGUUGAUGUUUAUGGGUAUUUGGGCUCUAAAGCCAAAAGGGAAACCAAAGUGACUCCUCCCUUUGUGGCGUCCCGUGUAGUGUAACCGUUUCAGUCCUUUACCUCACCCACACUGAUGCAACAAAGUUUGUUAGCAAACCGGCCCUUCUAGCUUACCGUACCCUCCUUUUUAAACAACCUGUUCCAUAUUCCCUCAAUCUCCUGAGAUUUCUUCCAACAUCCACCCAGCACACAAAGCCUCCCUUAUUCUCCCAUCUUUCCCUUACUCAUCCCAAAGCCUGUACUCUACACCCGUCUGCAAAAACCACAACAUACUUGCGGACUCUGGUUGAAAAAUGAGCGCACCAUUCCUGUGUCCUCUCGUUCCUCAACUCAUUUUGUGCAGCUUCUUCUAAGGGGAGCCUUAAGAGGUGAACUGUCGUUAUUUAUUUUUGAAACGUAAAGGACACUCCCAGUUUCACUCACUGUCUGCAUGCAGCCACUUAAAAAUACUCUGAAAACCACGAGGAGACAGAAACGUGUAACAGGCCAAAGCUUGAGGCUUAACUUCAGCAUUGUUGAAGUUAAAAAAAGCAGAACAGAAGUUCAAAAGGAGAUCUGGAAGCAAUCAGGAAGCUUCAACCAAGUUCAAAAAGUUGGGGCGCUGUGUUAAAUGUCAGUAAAAGCAGAAUUUGGUGGUUUGAAAAUCAUCUUAACUUCACAUUUAAUUGAAAAUCAUACAUCAUCCUUAAUUUUAAAGGUUUGGGAAGAACGUAGACCAGCUUCUAAAAUUGAACACGUGAAAUGUUCCAUGAGUGACACGUCAGGACUGUGGGCAAGCCAGUUUUGCUGCCUUUGGCUGAUGAGUGCGGGUUGACGUUUCCUUGCUAAAACAUGCAAGUUCUUUCCUUAAAAGAGGCAUUGUUUAGAUGAACCUCGAUUGUAGUGCCUGUAAAUGGGUAUGGACAGAUGUAUAAGCUACCUACGGUGUGGGCACAUAUCCAUCUCUGGACCACCACAGACACUGGCUUUCGAACUGGGCUGAAAAAAGUGGUCUCUCUUUUCUCACAAGUGUAGGGUUCCAGUUUCUUGGAAUCAGCCAUGAUUUCCAAAAAGAGCGUCACAUUUUGAGUUGUCCAUCAACCGGACAGCUUUCCACUUCAUGUGCCUGAAUGGUUUUCUCUUUGCAUGUUACAAUUUAAACCUGCAUUUGUAAAUGCAGCGACAGACCACGUUCACUGACAGUGGAUUUUGAAAGUGAUUUCCACUACAGAGUAAUGCCUGUUGUUGAUAUACUGCUCCCUGAACACUCAAAGAUCAUGACCAUCCUGUAUUUGUUUUCAGCUUUAUCCCAUUUUUACGUAGAACCCUCUUCUUCUUUGACUCUUGAAAUGAUAGUAUGAAUCAUAGUUGACAAAAUCCUCAAAUUAUCUGUAAGUUUGAAACUGCUGAAAAAUUUGCUCAUGAGGUCUCUCAUUAGACUCAGCCUUUGGGAGGCUCUAUUUAAACCUAGUUGUAACACUAACAUGUUUCAUACUAACCUAAUAAGUUGGGAGAUGUUGCAGGUGAAUUUUUAUGAUUCACUUUCCCAACUUUUGUUCAAAUAUGUUGCUGGUAUCAAAUUUGAAACGAGCUUAUUCAUUAUUUUUCCUAAUACAGUGAUUCUUUUUUUUUUCAGUUUCAACAUUUGAAAUGUCUUGGCGCCAUUUUCUAUUAAGUGUAGAGUUUAAAUGAUUAGCAAACCAUCAGAAUCUCUCGACAUUGUAAAAUCAGAAUCACAACCGAGAAAUCUGCUUUUCUUGGAGCGUAAUUAAAACUAAAGAUCGUCAAUCGUACAUAGUGUUAAUUAAUGGUCUUCUGUUUCUUUGCAUUGGCCUCUGACUGUGCAUCUUGUUUAUGUCUUUCAGUGACUUCCUGAUCCUCCCCGGCUUCAUCGACUUCACCUCAGACGAAGUGGUGAGUACAGACGAGUGUUGAAAUAUUUAAAAACUCUAUUCAAAGCACAAAAAGUGCAGUGAGGUCUAAAGAUAGUCGCACUUCACUGUUAUGUCUCUACAAGAAAACCAUGUCUUCAGCUCCCAACCUCCUACAAAGAUAUAUCUGUAUAUGAAAUAAUGCAGCUGCGUCCUCAUUCUUUCCACUUAACAACCGUCUACUGAAGUCUACCAGCCAAGGCGUCGUUUGCAUCGCUUACAAAAACAGCCUUGUUUUGACUGGUUUAAACUUACUCCAACACUUUUUUUUUUUUUUUACUCCCUGCUGCUUUGCUAUUUUUGCCCGGCGUGGUCACCCUCCGUCUGCUCCCUCGCCCCUCGUGUUUACACUUGUGUCUGCUCGGUUGCUCGUCCACCUCUCUUAGCAGAUGACAGAGGAGUUAAUCCCUCAGCUUUGGAUAAAAUCCCUCUCCUCUGCUCCGUCCAUUUGAGGGAGGUUUUAAAUGAAUUGAUAUGUGUAAUCUCUCGCUGUUGCCUUUAGUGUUGGUUGGAGAGCUGUCGUUUCAGCGUGAGAUGCUUGUCUGAGCGGCUGUGUUGUCAUGGGUUGGUUGUCUCCACCGAGUCUAGUUUUGCCCUACUUUUUCACAGGAUAGUGAGCCCAUUCAAGCUUAAAUAACACAAAUGCUUCCACAUUUGGCCUCGGCUGCAACUCUGGAUGAAGUCACUUGCAUUCACACUGUGAUUCUGUAGACUUUAAAGGAAUACGUUAUAUACUUUAAAGCAGUUGCACUCCAUGUACAGCGAAGAGGUACAACGGGUACAUGAAGCAGUAGUGGGAAAUUCUUCCUACUUGUGAUGUUCUAGUUCUUUCCUAACCCUCAGUUGAAUUUAGCAGGUGAGUGCAGAUGUGCUCGCUGAAUAGAGAAGUGAUAUAAGCUGCUGUGUGGUAAUUUGACCAUGAACCCUCCUGAGAAAAACGUCCAUAGUUUAUGUCUGUCGCAGAUAACGGAGGUGAAGCUCGGACACUCCAGGGCUCAUUUCGUGGUUUCCCAUGUGUUGAGGAAUGUCAUUAUUUUCACACUGUGGCACCUGAAGAUGGGAAAAAUCCGGCACUAGCUGACUGUUGUGGGAAAUCAGGGAGGUGUGAAAGUAAAUUGAGGCUGUCUGAGGAACAGUGGUGUGGGCUUAUUUCCUUAUGUGGAGUGUUUCUGAAGAACGUUUUGAUGAACUGGUCUGUUAAGUUUGUAUAAAGAUAUCUAAUGUUACAACAAGGUGUUUGCUGAUGUUCUUAAGCUUUAAUUAUACAUAUUUAAUUACAUUUAAACAAGGACAGACUCAUUUGUAUGUUGAAGGUGCUUAAGUAAAGCCUUAUUAUAGAAAUGUGAAAGUGGGACACACAAAUCUGAUGGAUAAAGAUUAUUUAUUUCAAAUUUUCCAGUUUUUCAGAGCAAAAGAUAAAAAAUUGCUAUCAGAAUUGGCAAAAUUAAUAAAGGUACUCAAUGUCCUGAAGAGCUUUGUGUGUUGUCUUUGACCUGACUGUUGGUUUUUGCUCUUGCAGCGCUCCUGCAUGAAAAUAGUCUGCUGCAAAUGUUGCUCCCUGUCAUUUAAGGUUAUCCACAUCAGUCUUAGUGGAACAGAUUGAGGACAUGACUUAACAAGAUCAUGCAAGUUUACUCUGCCCCCUGGUGGCGCUUAAGCAAAAUAACAAACAAACUUCUUUUUUUUUUCUGUUUAAAUUCUUAGGACCUGACAUCGGCGCUAACCAGAAAGAUCACUCUGAAGACCCCUCUUAUCUCCUCCCCCAUGGACACUGUCACAGAGUCAGCCAUGGCUAUCGCUAUGGCGGUAAGAGACACUUCAUUACCUCCACAGUUGAAAUCUCAAAUGCAAACACUUGUUGAUUUACACCACUGAAAUCUUCUUUUUACUCUGCAGCUAAUGGGAGGAAUCGGCAUCAUUCACCACAACUGCACACCAGAAUUCCAGGCCAAUGAGGUCCGCAAGGUUAAGGUAGGUUCUCACUCUGUUUCGCGUGGAGAAAACGUUUCUAAAAUCCUCUGCAUGUUUGGCAGAAGUCGUAGUAGUAUUAGUAGUGGUAGUAACGUUAUAAUUAUCUUAUUGUUGUUCUUCUUAAAACACUAAACAGAUUAAAGUAUUAACCUCAAACAACCUCCCUAAGCUCGCCUUUGACCUCUCAUCUCAUCCUGUCCCUCUUUUUAGGUUAUGGUAAUUGUCUUCCACCUGUGUGUGUUUUCUAUUGUGUGUGUGUGUGUGUUUUUUUUUUGAUAACUAACUUUAGUUUUGUGUGCGCACUAAUAUGCCUCUAUCAAGUCCAGUGUGUGGUUUUGCGCUGCUUCUGCUGCUUUUACUAAGAUGUAAAGAGAGAGAAAUCACCUUCUUUUUUUUCUGUUUGUUUUCAGAGGUUUGAGCAAGGCUUUAUUACAGACCCAGUCGUGAUGAGUCCGCGCCACACAGUUGGAGAUGUGUUCGAGGCCAAAGUCAGACACGGCUUCUCUGGUAUCCCUGUAACCGAAACGGGCAAAAUGGGCAGCAAGCUGGUGGGCAUCGUCACCUCCAGAGAUAUUGACUUCCUCUCUGAAAAAGACCAUGACAGACCCCUAGAGGAGGUGGGUGGUGCGUAUUUUUAGAUAACUGAGUGCUCAAAAUGAAUAAAAGUUUCACUCAUUCAGGUUUUUUAUUCUUUCUAAUUUUAAGGCCAUGACAAAGAGAGACGAGCUCGUCGUUGCUCCAGCCGGUGUCACACUCAAAGAGGCCAAUGAUAUCCUGCAGCGCAGUAAAAAAGGUGAGCAAAAGCUCGCAUGACACAGCAGCACUCCGUCUCUUUCUCAUGUAGAUUUCAAACCUCAUUUUCGCUUUGAUCAUAACCAGGCAAGCUUCCUAUUGUCAACAACAACGACGAGCUGGUGGCCAUCAUCGCAAGAACAGAUCUGAAGAAGAACAGGGACUACCCGCUGGCCUCCAAAGACUCACGCAAACAGCUGCUGUGUGGAGCGGCUAUCGGCACCAGGGAAGACGAUAAAUACAGACUGGACCUGCUGGUGCAGGCUGGAGUGGACGUCGUCGUACUGGUGGGCACAGUUUUGAUUUUGAGAGAGAUGGACAGUGCAUUCGCAACUGAUCUAGAAACUUAUAGAAAUAGUGAAAAUUUCAUGUGGAGCUUUUUUCUAUGUAAUCAUGUUAAGAUCAUAGAACGUUUUUUUAUGCUUGAUGCACUUUUACUUAAAUCCUGACUUUUCUGUGCCUCUCCAGGACUCUUCACAGGGAAACUCAGUGUAUCAAAUCAACAUGAUUCAUUACAUUAAACAGAAGUAUCCAGAGUUGCAAGUGGCGGGAGGAAAUGGUGAGUAUAUUGUCAUGGAAAACAUGUAUAUAAAUGAUAAGUGUGUACAUACUCUCUUUUUUUUGACCAGGUUUCACAGUUUUUACUCAUUUGUUAAUAUUUUAUCCCCCUCCCCCCCGUCCACAGUGGUCACAGCAGCCCAGGCCAAGAAUCUGAUCGAUGCUGGUGUCGAUGCUCUGAGGGUUGGGAUGGGCUGCGGCUCCAUCUGUAUCACACAGGAAGGUACUCACUCCUUUUUCUCAUUUGCACAGUUAAGUUGAAUACAGGAAGUAACUCAGAUAAGGAAACGCACAUCAACACUAGCUCUACCUGUUCUAUAUUUGGCUCCGAGCUACAGUGAGAUGAGGGGAAAAAAAAGGUAUCAGUUGCUAAUGGUAACAGAUACCCUGAGACCACUCCUAGUUGUCAUGGUGAUCUGCCAAGGCCCCCUAUUCUGUGUUGCCAUGGUGACUGGCCUCUCUUGCUCCGACUGGGCCACGUACACCAAAAGGAACAUGCGAGAGAGGACAUGAGGCUAAUAAUAUCUCUGUGAAAAAGCUCAUUUAUCUCAGCCAAUUUGCAGUUUUUUUGUGUGUCCCUCGCUUUGAUAAUUGUUCAAAAUGUCAGAGACACCUGAUUCGUCAUCACAUUAGUCAUGUCAGAUAUGUUUUCCACUCUCUAGUCAUGGCGUGUGGGCGGCCCCAAGGGACCUCGGUGUACAAGGUAGCAGAGUAUGCCAGGCGUUUCGGUGUCCCUGUGAUCGCUGAUGGUGGCAUCCAGACUGUGGGUCAUGUGGUGAAGGCUCUGUCCCUCGGAGCGUCGACUGGUGAGAUUUCAGAGAUUGUUGAAAGACUAUGAAAAAGCCAAAAUUUCUCAUUUCUAAUUUUACAACAGACACAAAAAAUAUAAUGUGCAUGAAAAUCUAAAAUCACUCAUGUAGGUGUGAUAUAAACCUGUAAUUAGCUUGUAAUGAAACCACAUAGGACACAGUAUAAAUGAACUAGCAUGAAAGUCAACACAUGAGAGCCUCGAAUAGCUUCUCUGUUGUUACCGUGGACAACAAAGCUCACAACAGUUAGGAGGUGAGUUAAGGUUGUGCAAAAAAGGAUGAAUUUUCCUUUCCUUCCUCCCUUCAGUUAUGAUGGGCUCGUUGCUAGCAGCAACCACCGAGGCACCAGGGGAGUACUUCUUCUCAGACGGCGUGCGGCUGAAGAAGUACCGCGGUAUGGGCUCCCUGGACGCCAUGGAAAAGAGUACUAGCAGCCAGAAACGCUAUUUCAGGUAUGUGGAGUAAUUUAAGGUCAUGAUUCAAUAAUGACUCAUUUUAAUGCUGUAAGUCUAUUGGAGGAGAACUGAUUGUUGUGUCUGCACAGUGAGGGUGACAAAGUGAAGGUAGCCCAGGGGGUGUCAGGCUCAGUCCAGGACAAGGGCUCCAUCCACAAGUUUGUACCUUACCUGAUUGCUGGGAUCCAGCACGGCUGCCAGGACAUCGGGGCAAAGAGCCUGUCCGUCCUCCGGUGAGUCAUGUGUGAAAUAAUGAUAGUUGUACAGAUAUUUACUCUUAUAGAUGUUAUACUCUAUGCUAAAAUGUUUCUAUCUCCACCAGCUCCAUGAUGUACUCGGGAGAGCUUAAGUUCGAAAAGCGCACCAUGUCAGCACAGGUGGAGGGAGGAGUCCAUGGUCUCCAUUCGUAAGUACAAAAACACACCAGAGCAUCUUUGCUGCUCUCUCUGUCUGAUUUAAUCAAAGGUGUUAACUCUGGUAACAGUUUAAAAGUUAACAAAGAUAUUAACUCAAAUGACAGUUCAUUAAUUUAACUUAAUUCAAAUCUACAAGGUUGUAUGAUCUUGCUUAAGUUGUCUGUGAUCCGUCUUACCAUCUAAGAGAAAUGAUUUCAAUGCUUCUUCUUCCUCAUGCAGACAACCUCACCUGUGUGCUCUUAGAUAGGAAUUCAGCUUCAGACUCUUCUGGCUCCCAAAAAGCUCUUUAUAGCUUUGUGAAUAAUCAAGAAGCAGCUGUUAAAGCUGAAUUUUUUGUGACUGACAAUACAAAUCAAGUAAAAAUUAUGUCAAAGAAAACAGAAUUUAACUAAAGUUUGGGGAUUUAAUAAUAGUCUUUUAAAUCUAAGUCCACUUUAGAAGCAAAAUUACAAAAACUAACCCUAAUAAUAAAGAACUAACAGAUAAACUGGUGUGUGCCCAGCGUAAUGCAUGCCAAAGAGUCAGAUAUUCUUCAUUCUGGGAGAAUAAAGUCUUCUGAGGUUAAUCAUAAAAAAUUGUAAUAUGAUAUUAAUUUGUUUUGUGACAGAAAUUGCGAUUUAUAUGUCUUCCCAGUCUCAUGAACAACGCAUGUCCAAUUUUUACUGAAGAGCAGAGCCAGAAACAACUAAACUGUUUUUUCAGUGUUGAUGGGUUUUUAACAUUUACUUGUGAAAAUGAAAAAAAAAAAAAAAAAAGACAAAGCACUUAUUUCUUUCCGAUUCUGUUCUGUCACCAGUUACGAGAAGCGGCUUUACUGAACAAGGAGGGGACGAAGUGCACACCAGCGGUGCAUGUGACACACCCAAUCUAACAGUGACCAAAUAUGAAAUCGCCACUAAAAAAAACCUGCAACUCCCACUACACCAUCUCUGCCCUCCCCUGCAUCAUACCCACUGUUACUCUCUCUCUGAUCCAAGCCAGCUGCCUUGGAGAGAAAAGAGACCUCGUAGUGAAGUGAGAGAAUCUCCAAACUGACACCCGGCUUUCUGAACACCUGGGAUUUUGCACUCGAGAAGCGGCGAAUCAGGGUUUUCAGAACAACACACACCUGUAUCAUGAGUGGGCAGCCGAUCCCGUCUUGUUGCGCGCGUCGAGAGAAUGAAGUGUGUGUGUGUGUUUGGAGAAUGGAGGGUAGUGUGUUUGUGUGUCCGACUAUGAUGUAGUUAAAAAUGUGUUUAAGGACAAAGUGAAGGUGCACCACGUUUAUUUGUCCUGCUACUAGUAGUGAAUCUAAAACACCCAUGGUGCAAAGCCUAUCAGCAUAUUCUUUGGCUUCUUCGCGGAUUCAAGCCAACCAGCUCUUCCCUACCGGAAGCCUUUUCCAUCCCAGAUCUUAACUACACAAGUACAUGUGCAUAAUACAAAACACUUGUGUCUAUGUGCAGUAUGUUGGUGUAUCACUGCAUUCUUACCUUUUUUUUUUUUUUUUUUUUUUUUAAACAUUAAAACUCACGACAGGUAUAAGCUACUCAAGAAAAAGUAGCUUUUUUUUAAUUUAGCGUAAUGUUGCAUAUUGUUUACUUCAUGUAUUGUGCAUCGUGCAUUUUGCCAUGAUGAUUGUCCAGAUGACUUUGCAUCCUCCAGUGUCUGCCUACAAUGAGCAGAAAGCCCCACAGUGUUAUCCACUGUGGACACCCAGAGCCAAAUGAUUAGAGCCCCAUCUCACUGCAUUGUGUUCAUAAGUCGAGCAUGGAGGGGACCAAAAGAUGAAGAUCAGGUAUGUUUGAUAGAUAAAGUCCUACAAUCAAUCAAGAAUGAGAGCCUGUGAUUUGAAUACUUUUAGAAGGCAAACUUUAUAUUAAAUCUGUAUAGUCUGAGGGGCCUCAAAUUGAGCAUGAAGUGUUUUUGAUAUGCAUGUUUGUUUUUUCACUGUAUUUAUAUUCUGCUUUGGUGUAACUGCAUACAUACUGCCAAGUGUAUUUACACUUCCUCUGACACUCUUCUUUUGUAAUUUCUAAACCAAAUUGAGUCGCUUGUUACCUUGUCACAUGUUCAUUCCUGCGUUAUCAGCGUGGCAUAGGUUCUCUUUAAUAGGUUCGUUUUAUUUCUAUUUUUACCAGAGAUAUGCCUUCAAACAGGGAUGGAAAAAGGCUGCACUUGACAGCUCAGUGAAUACGCAAAAUGCUACACACCCUGUCGCCUCCUUUUCUUACUUUCAACAGCACGUCGUAUUUGUUAUUGUCGAGCUUUACAUAGGAGUACGCUUUUCUAACAUUUUCAUACUGGAUGUCUCAUUUUUGCAAGUUGUAAUUUUUGUUUUUUAAUCGUCCCAGAUUGUCAAGAAUUAAGUUGCUAAUGCCAGUCGUCGUGCCCUGCACAUGGUUCACUUGACUAACAAAAUUCUUGCAGUUGGACAGAAUAGCUAGGAAAUGUAUAUGGAGAAAUAUAUGCCUAUAUUCAGUUGAAAAUGUCAGCUGCUUGUUUUCAGUUUCCUGUCUAAAGAGCAAAUCCAGGGUGGUAUGUCUUAUUUGUAAGGUACUGAGUCCUGUCAGUCCAUCUGAAAAGCACAAAUAUAGUGUUAAAUGGGAGAUUAGUUUACAGUUUUUUUUGUUUGUUUUUUUUAGAGUUGCACUUUUAAUGAUUUCUUCUUCAAUAUAUUGCAAAGCAGCCACAGUUGCAAGAGCGCAGUUUUGUAUUUAACUACCAAAACCUUAAGGGGAGAAAAGGCUUCUUAGAUGGAUGGAGAAGACUCGGUACUCAAUGAACCCAUGUUUAAGUUUUAAGUACCAUCACUUCUAAACAUGUUUACAAUACAACACUCAACAGAGGAAAUAUUGCUUUUGCUGUUCAGUAUAGUAAACAAUAAAUGAAUCAAACUGUGUCUGGAUUUCCGUUUCAUUCACUGUGAAAAGUUGUUUCACUGGGUUUGAAGAAAAAGACACCAAAUAUAAUAAAGCAAGCUUUAUUAAACAAUAUUCUGAGCAAAAGUAUGGAUGAACAUAAAUAAAUUAUUAAGCCAGUCAGUGUGAGUAGAAGCAGAACCAUUUAUGGUUUAUGAAGGAGGAUACGGCAACAUAGUGUGCUUUUCACCAGUAGAGGGCACUGCUGCUCCAUAACUGCAGAUAACACGAGUGGCAUGUUGACAUGGAGAGUUAAUAGCUUUACAAACUCAGUUAUACUCCCAUCAUCAAACACGAGAUGUAAUGAGAAUGCUUUUGGCAGAGAUCGAAAGGGUAUGAUUUCAGUAGUAUUUAAUAAGUGCUUGAUUCAGUCACAGUACUAUCUAUUGGAAUGUUUGAAUGCAAUAAAAACAUUUGUACAAAUAAAUUCUUCUUUUCUCCACUCAGGAAAGUGUUACAAUUCUUUUGACAGUAUUAAACUUCACCAGCCAUUAUCAAACAUGUAAAAGUUACAAAUUACCUUUUGGCUUUUGACAUUCUUGGCACUUUGAUCCUCAUAGACAUUCACUAAUGACCACUUCAGAAAGCUCAUCAAACCUCCAAAAACCCUAAUUUGGCAGCUAUACGUCUUCCACCGUGUAUUCAAAAAUACCCAAACACCUGACAGUCAACUUGCACACUCCUUUAAUCUGUCCUCGUAACUCGUCUUUGACCACACUGUCCUUUUAUAAAUCAAUAGUCUCGCUGCAGAUACUCAAAGCAUCGAUUUGUCUGCAAACACUGAUGAACUCCUCCUGUACGGAUCGGUCUGCCUCUGACGACAUAUCCAGGUCAAGGCUCUCCUGAGAGGCUGCGCCCAGUGUUUGAUAGUUCCUCUGUGGGUCAGUGUGACCGGGUGGCACUUGGCCUGUGCCCCCUUGCUGCUGGAGUUGAAGUGCAUGUCUCUCUGGGCUUGGGCAGAGGACCAGUGAGGAGCCCCCCAGAGAGGCUCGGUAGAGGGAGCAGGAGGAAGAGCUGCCCCUCCAACGUUCAGGAGAGGAACAGCUCGAGGAUGACGACAGGGAAGGAGACGGUGGUGCACCUACGACAGUGUCUCCUUGAGAUCCGGCACAAGGGGGUUUGGGUAUGGAGGUCAUCUCUACGCAGGAUGAGGUCCGAUACAGGCCAGAGUCAGACGAAAGGGGAUCGCAGAGGCCGUUGCUUGGAAGUGCACUGUGGUUGUUCAUAGAUAGAUCACUGCACCGAAGAGGCCUGGUGGGGCUAAAGAGGCUCAUGGGGAAAAGGGAAUCACUGAAGAGGGCCUCAUCUAUGCUGCGACGCAGGUUGAUCGGUGAAGGCGGUCGCAGGUCUGUGGUGGAGUCACUGGUAAAUGAGGAUGCACCUGAUGGAUCCCUGCCGCCACUGUCCUCAGGUUUUACUGAACCCUGUAGGUCCAUAUCUAAGUCUAAGUCUCGGUAUGCCAAGGCCCUGUUGCUGUGGUAAAGAAGAUCGAGGCCAUUCAGGCUGCAACCAAGUCUCUCAUCCACCAGAGUGUAAAGAGGUAGGCUUUCGGUCUCCCCGAGCCCAACGGUGUCAACGAUGGCGAGCUUCUCAUGCUGGCUCAGGUUCCACUGGUAGGUCCCAGGCAGGAUCGGCGAUUUUGUUGCCAACAGUUCUGUCCAACAGCUCCCUGCGGCCGGGAGGUGGUCAGAACAAUAGACUGGUUGUGCCACCACCAAGGCCAAGGUGAGACAGACUGCCAGUUCACACAGUCUGCAGCUGAACUGAAAAGCCCACCAAGGCCAAGGAUGGAAGACCUCCUCACCACCUGCGAUUCCCAGAGCAUUAAGAAUCGCAUACAACUGCAGUCCAGCACAGGCCAGAGAAAACAAUGCUGAAAUACACACUGUUACAGCAGCACGGUCCCAGUCUCGACUCUCAGCAAAGGGGCAGCGGUUGUAGCGCUCAGCAGGGGUCGGAGACGUGUUAUUCAGGUGGUAGAUGUGCUUCGAGUCUGCCCUCACGUAGAUGUAAAACACAAAAUAGGCAGUGGACAAAAAUGUGGCCAGUGCAACAAAGGCUCCGCGGGAGAGGAGUGAAAGAAAGAGGCAAAGGGGAGGCUUCUCCUGGUAGAGCUUCAGCAAUGUCACUGGUCCGAAUGCAGCAGCAAAGUGCAGGACAACAAGGCAGGCCAGGAAACACGGUCUCUGGAAGGCUGAGUAAGAAAGCUGCAUUCUGGAGCGCAUGGAGAGGAGUAGGAAAACCAGGCCGAACGCCGCAGUCAAGCAGGGAAAUGGUGCUUCGUAGAGCAUCAGUGAGGCUUCUGUGGAAGGUAAGCGGUCCUGGUGGCCGUAGGCAUCAUACAGGAGCGAGAAAGAUCUGGUACAACCAGCAGCCAGUAAAAAAAGGCUCACUAGGGCAAAGUAGCCACAUCCAGAUGGACACCGCAGUGGCAAGCACAAGAGAUUGAGUGCUGAAGCUAGUGUCACCAUGGCAAAGGCACAUCCAGUGCCGUAAACAUGUGCCUCCCAUGCAAGGCCCCAAGCAGCCAUGGCACUGUUCCAGUCAGUGUAAAGCGGCACCAACAUGGGUGGCGCUGGGAUCAGGAAAGGGUUGACUGAUUGGUUUGUGGCAGUGGUGUUUUGUGUUGGCUUGAUAUCUAAGGGGGGCGUGGAGUCCCAGGUGUCAGACAGGUUGCAAAUCCCAGAGUGCUCUUUGUUGCAGUCUGGAAGAAAGGUGAUAUCGCUGUCCGUCAGGCUUGUCAUCCAGUCUUCAGUGUAUGCAGGUAUAUUGGCAGUUUCUCUGGGUUUGCCUGAAACGAGAGCAGAAAUUCAUUUUGAUCAGAUUUGGUUGGAAACGCCAGAAAAAACAAGAUUAAUUUUGAAUGAUUUAUGAACAUAUCAAAGAACAAGAAAAUCCCACAACUUAGAAAUGGCUGUAAAUGUCUACUUUUAUGUCACUUAAAAGCAAACUAAUCAUGCAUUCAUGAGAAAUCACAGAAGCAUUUAAUCAGAGUUCAAACUCAGCCAGAAAACAUUUUGGCUCAGGCCCAGCAUGGCAAAAGCGUGCUUUCCUCCUAAUGUGCUAAUCCUGUUUAAAAGCUUGUAAGACGCCAACUUCAAA